Anopheles bellator is the source of this 1402-nucleotide messenger RNA. It is a transcript of the gene Slc25A46a, whose product is annotated as mitochondrial outer membrane protein SLC25A46. Gene Ontology annotation, cellular component: mitochondrial outer membrane. Bases 91 to 1374 code for a protein of 427 amino acids. The record is from RefSeq and is a predicted model, not a curated record. Gene Ontology annotation, biological process: mitochondrial fission; mitochondrial membrane fission. NCBI's taxonomy places the organism in Eukaryota, Metazoa, Arthropoda, Insecta, Diptera, Culicidae. The transcript has 6 exons.
CCAAAAACUUUGCAAAUCUUCAGAGGUCCCGUUUUUGCAAUCAACGAAGGCGCGUUUUGCGGAUGUUUAUAGUGUUUGUACGACUCCCGAAUGGCUGGACUGGACGAUUACGAGCGGUAUCUGGAAGAUGAGGAUGAGUUAGAUAAUGCUCGGUUCAUAUCAACCUACAAAUCCACCCUGGAUGAGCCGCCGUAUCAGUUUGUCAACUCGGAACGAGAUCUUACGCUCCCGCUUCAGAAGCACAAAACCGUUCAGCCACUGUACGAAAGCCCCGAGGAUGAAAUCUCCCUGCGGAAGUACCUCGGUGCGAGCGUUAACCUCAUCAGUUUGAUAACGGAGAACCUACUAUGCCAUCCAUUCCUGGUGCUGCGUCGCCAGUGCCAGGUGCAUCAUGCGGCGAAAAAAUACCACAUAGUUCCGGUCACGCUGAUUCCGGUGAUUGUGCAUCUUCACCAGCGGCAGGGCGUGACGACGCUAUGGAAAGGCAUCGGUAGCGUUCUUCUCGUGCGCGGCAUGACGCUGGCCGUGGAAGAUGUGAUAUCUAAGUUUACGCCCUGGCCAAAGGAAAUCAACACUAAAACCACCCUCAAACAAUUCGGGCAACAUUUGUUGCUGAAAUGCAUAAGCAUAGCUACGGUGGUGCCGUUUUACUCCGCGUCGUUAGUGGAAACGGUCCAGAGCGAUAUUGCCAGUGAGAAACCGGGUAUUUUUGACGUGUUCCGCGAAGGAGCCAGUAGGUUGCUCUCCUGGAGUGUCCCGCAGAGAGGUCGAAUGCUACCGGUUUGGGCACUGGUCGGGCCCAGUAUAUCGCUCGGGCUGUCCAAAUAUGUUUGCCAGUUGUUUGUGCGCGGUGUUUCGACGAGAAUCAUGUGCCGACGGGUUACAUUCUACGAGGAACGGAAGGGCGCCCGCACUCGCGAUUUCGCAGCCCAGAGUCAGGUGAUCGAGGUUUACUCGACCAUGAUUUCGCUGUUCGCGACAGAGAUGAUUUUCUACCCGUUCGAAACCAUCCUGCACCGCCUGCAGCUCCAAGGCACGCGCACGAUCAUCGACAACCUGGACUCGGGGUACUCGGUGGUGCCCAUACUUACCAGUUACGAGGGUGUGGUUGACUGCUACCGGCAAACGCUGGCCACGGAGGGAGUUGGCGGUUUGUACAAGGGCUUCGGUGCGAUGAUUCUGCAGUUUGCCGCUCACGUGGCAGUGAUCAAGCUGGGCAAAUGGUUCAUCACGCAGAUUUCGGAGCUCAUGUCCAGCAAACCUCCCGCCAAAGUGGUCGAGUUCUACAAGUUGGAGGGCAAAACCCCCGUGGGCUCGGCGACCAUGUCGCGGAGUAUCAGCGGCAUCAGUUCGCUCAGUGAUGAGUUGUCUUAGAGUGUUGUGCAAAGAAAAGAAGUGAAAG